Solenopsis invicta (red fire ant) is the source of this 3375-nucleotide messenger RNA. RefSeq lists its product as uncharacterized. Gene Ontology annotation, biological process: DNA integration. Bases 1 to 3375 code for a protein of 1124 amino acids. Gene Ontology annotation, molecular function: nucleic acid binding. The transcript has 4 exons. The record is from RefSeq and is a predicted model, not a curated record. Lineage: Eukaryota; Metazoa; Arthropoda; Insecta; Hymenoptera; Formicidae.
AUGGGCGGUGCAAUGUCCGUCUCAAAUCAAGUAGCGCGAAUUAAGUUGCGGUUGCAGCUAAGUUCAUUCGAGAGCGAAGUUGAUUGCUUCGUAGCCGAGAAGAUUACCGAUAGAAUCCCGGCGAGCACGCUGAAGCGCCAGGCGCUCAGGCUGCCGCCCGGCAUUGAUCUAGCGGACCCGAAAUUUUACGUAUCAUCGAAUGUCGAUUUACUGAUCGGCAUCGACUUAUUCUGGCGACUGCUGUGCGUGGGCCAAAUUCAGGCUACGUCCGAGCAUCCCAUAAUCCAGAAAACUCGCGUAGGGUGGGUUUUAGGCGGACGAAUGAAUAUUGGCGCGCAACGGGUCGGUGUCGGAAUGCGUGCUUUAUACGCAUCCGUUAGUAAUUCGCAACUCCAUGAGCAGAUUGAUCGCUUUUGGCGAAUCGAAGAGUUGCAGAGUUGUAACGGCUACACUAGGGAGGAGCAGGCAUGCGAGGAUCACUUUAUGCGCAACGUGUCAAAUAACGAGGAGGGCCGAUAUAUUGUGAGGUUGCCACUCAGGGAAGAUAUAUUUCAGCGACUCGGUGAAUCGCGCGAAACGGCCAUGAAACGUUUUCUGGGACUGGAGAAGCGACUCAACCGUGACUUCGCCUUGAAGCGUGUUUAUGUAGGAUUUCUGCGCGAAUAUCUCUCGUUGGGGCAUAUGAGAAUCGCACCUGCGAGUCCGACCGGAAGCAAACCCAUUUACUUACCCCACCACGGGGUAAUCAAGGGUGACGGGCCACGCGCCAAACUGCGCGUGGUGUUCGAUGCGUCGUGCAGGACAGACACGGGUGUAUCGCUUAACGAGGCUCUUAUGACGGGCCCGGUCGUUCAGCAAGAAUUGAUUUCGAUCUUAAUGCGGUUUCGUGCAUUCACGUAUGUAUUCACCGCGGACAUAAUUAAAAUGUACCGGCAAAUAUUGCUUCACGAGUCACAGACGCAUAUGCAACGCAUAUUAUGGCGCGAGAAUCCAGAUGCUCCAAUUAACGAGUACGAGCUACUUACCGUAACAUAUGGGACGAGUUCGGCAUCGUUUUUGGCCACCAGAUGCCUUCAACAUCUAGCACAGAAGGGCAUCCGAGUAUGCGGUUGGAGCAAGUUGCUGCGGGACGCGGGGGGCGCGACCGACACGAGCAUAGCUUUGGGCGAGAAUUCGGACUCCAAGAUCUUAGGGGUGGCAUGGAGCCCGGUCGAUGACAGUUUCGGAUUUAAUUACGCCGGCAACUCACCUGCCAACCAUAUCACGAAACGGGGCAUAUUAGCAGAAAUCGCGAGUCUAUUCGAUCCGUUGGGACUGCUGGGGCCGCUAACGGUCGUGGCAAAAUUAAUUUUACAAGACUUAUGGCAGUCUCAGGUCGGAUGGGACAAAUCGCUACCUCAGGAGAUACAUUGUCGGUGGUUGGAGGUGAAACGGCAGCUGGCGUAUCUGGGCGAGUUGCGCGUACCGCACUUCGUGGGGCGUGUGAACGAUGCCCGCGUAGCACAACUGCAUGGCUUUUGUGACGCGAGUGAACGAGCGUAUGGCGCGUGCGUUUACGUUAGAACGCAAGAGUCCGGAACAUGCCGGGUUCGACUGUUAGCUUCCAGGUCGCGGGUCGCGCCUAUUAAGGCCAUAUCAUUGCCCCGCUUGGAGUUGAGCGCCGCGCUACUAUUAGCUAGACUUAUGGAAAAGAUUCGGACAGCGAUAGAUGGAUUCUCUCUGAGUCCCGGAGGUGGGCCGCGUUUGUGGCGAAUCGGGUGGGAGAAAUCCAGCGUACAACAGAGAACGCGGAAUGGCGGCACGUGCCGUUCCGCGGAGAAUCCGGCCGACGUACUGUCGCGCGGUGCUGAUUUGGCGGCAUUAGCUGUCUCCAGCACGUGGUGGAACGGUCCAUCGUUCCUGCAGCUUAACGAGGGGCAAUGGCCGACAAGAAAAAUCGAGCUUUCGGAUGAAUUGCCGGAGCGGAAAAGAGUGAUCGCCGCCGUCGCGGCCGAGGGUCGCUCGGUCGUGUCGACGCUAUUAGAAAAACACUCAAGUUUGGAAAAAAUACAGCGGAUAAUUGCAUACUGCUUGAGAGCCGGGCGUUCGCGACGGAACGAGACGAGAGAACUUUGCAUUUCUCAUUGGGAAAUGACCGCGGCAAUGAGAGCCUUGAUACGUUCCGUGCAGCGCGAGUCGUUCCCGAGGGAGUAUCGGUGUUUGAGCGAGGGCCGACCAAUCGACGGCGGGAGCCGUAUUUUAUCAUUGACACCGUUCAUCGAUGAACAUGGAGUUAUUCGCGUGGGGGGACGGAUAGGCAGAGCGGCGUUGCCGCCGGACGCGUUGCACCCUAUGCUGUUGCCGAAAAGUCACACUCUCACGAUCCUCAUUAUUCGCAGGGAACACAUAAGAAAUUUACACACGGGACUGCAGGCCACGACGUGCGCUGUGCGUCAGCGCUAUUGGCCCUUAGCAGCGCGCUCGACGGUCCGCAAGGUGAUACACAAAUGCGUAGGGUGUGUCAGAUGUAGGCCGAUAGCAUCACAAGCGAUAAUGGCAGAAUUGCCCGGUCCACGCGUGACGGUCUCGCGACCAUUUACACAUACGGGGUUGGAUUAUGCCGGCCCGAUUUUGAUAAAAGAAUCGAAAAGGCGUAACGCUAAGAUGCUCAAGGCAUACAUCGCCGUAUUCAUAUGUUUCGCAACGAAGGCCGUACAUUUAGAAAUUGUAAGCGAUCUUACAUCGGAGGCAUUUUUAGGGGCGUUCAAGCGCUUCAUGUCGCGCCGCGGUAGGCCCGCACGCGUAUAUUUUGACAACGGCACUACAUUCGUCGGUGCCAAUAGACAAAUAAAGGAAAUGUACGAGCUUGUCAACGGCGAUCAGGCGGCGAUACGGCAAUUUGCGCAGCGAAACGAGUUCGAGUGGAACUUCAUUCCACCACACGCCCCGCAUUUCGGGGGUUUAUGGGAAACGGCGGUGAAAUCCGCAAAAUUUCAUAUGUAUCGCGUGGUCGGUAACGCCAAUCUCACGUUCGAGGAGAUGGAGACCGUUUUAUGUGAAAUCGAGGCCGUACUGAACUCGCGACCGUUGACACCUCUCAACAAGGACGCCAACGAUCUUACUUGUUUGACUCCGGGUCAUUUUUUGGUUGGUGCAGCGCUAAACAGCUUCUCAGUUACAGAUGUAACAGCCGAGAAUCCAGGACGGCAACGAGUGGAGCAAAUGCGCCAGCAUUUCUGGAGGCGAUGGAGCAACGAGUACAUACAAAUUCAACUGGAACUCAGGGAAAAAGCCAGCAGACGUAUUAAAGUAUCUUACAACAGUUGCAAAACUGAUUUUUCACUGAAUGCAACCAAUGUAACAGUUUUCAAUACUAGUAAUAUAAAAAAAACGUAA